Messenger RNA from Hevea brasiliensis (rubber tree), 1776 nucleotides. Its product is annotated as cytochrome P450 77A1-like. Gene Ontology annotation, molecular function: heme binding; iron ion binding; oxidoreductase activity, acting on paired donors, with incorporation or reduction of molecular oxygen, NAD(P)H as one donor, and incorporation of one atom of oxygen. The transcript has a single exon. NCBI's taxonomy places the organism in Eukaryota, Viridiplantae, Streptophyta, Magnoliopsida, Malpighiales, Euphorbiaceae. Bases 147 to 1664 code for a protein of 505 amino acids. The record is from RefSeq and is a predicted model, not a curated record. Gene Ontology annotation, cellular component: membrane.
GAGCUCAUUUACUCUCCCUCUUCAUCCUCUGUAUAUAACCCACCAUCUGCAUAUCUAUAUUUACUCUCCCUCUUCAUCCUCUGUAUACAACCAACCAUCUAUAUAUCUGUAUCAUAGUGUCACAACGCUCCCUCGCCUCCUCAAUUAUGGAGUUAAUAGACCUCUUUAUUCUUGGUUUCUCCGUAGUCUUUCUCGCCCUGUGGUGGCGAUCCUCUGUCACCUCCGGGGAAUCCAACAACCUCCCUCCAGGGCCGCCAGGUUGGCCGCUUGUGGGCAACUUGUUCCAGGUUAUCCUACAGCGCCGUCAUUUUAUUUUUUUGAUCCGUGAUUUGCGUGCAAAGUAUGGUCCAAUCUUCACUAUGCAAAUGGGUCAACGUACUUUGGUUAUAGUCACCAGCCCCGAGCUCAUCCAUGAAGCUUUAAUUAAGAAAGGCUCUGUCUUUGCCAGCAGGCCACCGGACUCUCCAAUCCGGCUGGUGUUCAGUGUUGGGAAAUGUGCAGUCAAUUCAGCAGAAUACGGGCCUCUCUGGCGAACUCUUCGCCGGAACUUUGUUGCAGAGCUGAUAAGCCCGGUGAGAAUCAAGCAAUGCACUUGGAUACGAGAAUGGGCUAUGGAGAAUCACAUGAAGAAGCUCCAAAAUGAGGCCCUUGAAAAUGGUUGUGUAGAUGUGAUGGAAAUCUGUAGGUUCACAAUAUGCAGUAUUCUAGUAUGCAUAUGCUUCGGUGCCAAAAUCCCAGAAGAAUGGAUUAAGGAUAUUGACAGUAUCACAAAGGAUGUUAUGCUUAUAACCACGCCACAGCUCCCCGAUUUCUUGCCAGUACUCACUCCAUUGUUUCGCAGGCAGAUGAAAAAAGCGAAAGAGCUAAGGAAGGCACAGAUAGGGUGCUUGGUUCCUUUGAUAAGGAACAGAAGAGCUUAUGUGGAGAAAGGUGAAAACAUUGGCUCACUGAUGGUGAGUCCAGUUGGCGCAGCCUAUGUGGACUCUCUUUUUGGGCUUGAGGCACCGGGCCGUGGUCGUUUGGGAGAGGAAGAGCUCGUGACACUUUGCACAGAAGUGUUUGUUGCUGGUAUCGACACUAGUACAAGUGUGCUUCAAUGGGCUUUUCUUGAAUUAGUUCUAAAUCAAGAAAUUCAAGAAAAGCUGUACAGGGAAAUUGUUGAGAGUGUGGGCAAAUAUGGGCUAAUCACUGAAGACCAAGUAGAGAAAAUGCCAUAUCUCAAUGCAGUGGUUAAGGAAACUUUACGGAUACAUUCUCCAGCCCACUUCACAUUGUCACAUGCAACCACCGAGGAGACUGAGCUCGGCGGCUACAAGAUUCCGACCAACGUCAAUGUGGAGUUUUACAUUGAGUGGAUGACAGAGGAUCCGAAUUUAUGGAAAGAUCCAGGUGUGUUCCGACCCGAGAGGUUCAUGGAAGGGGAUGGAGUUGGAGUGGACCUUACAGGAACUAAGGGCACGGUGAAGAUGUUGCCGUUUGGGGCAGGGAGGAGAACUUGCCCGGGCCUUGCUCUUGGCAUGUUACAUGUAAACCUAAUGCUUGCUAGAAUGGUCCAAGCUUUCAAGUGGGUACCCACACCCACUGGUCCACCUGACCCCACAGAGACCUUUGCUUUCACUGUGGUUAUGAAAAAUCCUCUCAAAGCGGUCAUAUUGUCUAGGUAAAAGAAAUAAAUGAACAGGUUACAUAUGGGUUCCAUUUGUAAUUUUAUGUAGUGGCUUUUAAUUUUACUGGAAGUUGAAGAUUUUUAUAUCCAAUAAAAAUGGACUGCUUUAA